This is a messenger RNA of Lucilia sericata (common green bottle fly), 1583 nucleotides long. RefSeq names its product protein TIPIN homolog. The record is from RefSeq and is a predicted model, not a curated record. The transcript has a single exon. Bases 232 to 1164 code for a protein of 310 amino acids. Lineage: Eukaryota; Metazoa; Arthropoda; Insecta; Diptera; Calliphoridae. Gene Ontology annotation, cellular component: nucleus; replication fork protection complex. Gene Ontology annotation, biological process: DNA replication checkpoint signaling; replication fork arrest; replication fork processing. Gene Ontology annotation, molecular function: DNA binding.
UUGUAGAACUGGAAUUGUAAAACGUCAAAUCCCAUAUAUAAAAAAAACUAUUCACUCGACCGUAGAUAUUUCAACUGCUAUAUGUACAUGUAUGAAAAUUAUUAAAUACAUCGUUGCUGUCACCUUAUUUAAUUCGUACUGCAUGCCGCCUUUUUUUGUUGUUUUGUAUCUGUUUACUUUUUGUUAUUUGUUAUUUUUACUGAAUUUAAGGAAACCUACUAGUUAAAAAAAAUGUCUAUAUUCGGAGAUGAUGGGGUUGACGACUUGUUAAAUGGCAAUUUUCACAAUGAUGGAGAUCAACUGCCCGAUGAUAACGACGAGAAUGAACAAUUAUUUGGCGAUAAUGAGCCCGGAGAGGGUGAAAACGAAAACCAAGAAGGCGCAACUGCUGUGCCUGUAAAGGUUCAGCCUAAAAAACGAAAUGUCCUUAAUCCAAGACCACGUCUAAACGUAGAGGUGCUACGCGGUCCGAGGGGUUUGCAUACGAUUGAGGAUUAUUUCAAAGAUAUAAAAUUUAAAGGUAAGGGCCGCGAGAAAGAGGAUCUAGAUGAAGUUAUGCGUCGGCUACAACAUUGGGGUCAUAGAAUGUAUCCCACAUAUAAGUUUGAUGAUGUGCUGGCAAAUAUUGAACGCUUGGGUAAAAAGAAGCCACUGCAGGUUCACAUGUCUCGCUAUCGUCUAGGUAUGUUGGAAAGUAUGAAAAAUCACGGCGAAGUCAAUGAUGCAGAUGAAGAUGAUGAGCAACCGGCAGCAACGGCUGAUGAACCAUAUGAUGAAUUUGAUGCCUUACUAGAUGAACAAAUUGCUAUAUCCAAAGUAGAUCCACGCACUCCAGGGCCAAGUACUUCAAGAUAUUCUGCCGGUGCUAUGGGUUCAACUACAAAUGCCUCUAUAGCUAGCAGUAGUUUUGCUACACCUUCCUUCUCUCGAGGCAAUGCAGUUGUGUCAACACCAUAUACGGUUCAAGGUAAUUUUAACGAUAACAGUGACUUGGCCACUCCAUUACCACCGAGUCAACCCACUACGCCUGCCGCCAAGCAACUAAGUGCCGAACAAAUGGCUCGCAUUGCAGAGAAUAGAAGAUUAGCCCAAGAACGUUUAGCAGCCAAGAAGCGGCAACAGCAGGAGGCCGCGCAAAAAUCCGCAGAAAUUGUUCAAACAUAAAUUUUCAAAAUAAUACUAUGUAUUCGAUAAUUAAGUCCCUUUUUUGUAUUGUUAGUAAAAGUGAUUUUAAAAGAAAAAAUCUUUAAUAUAUAUUGGUGUAUUUAGUUUAUCAAUGACGAGCGAAGGAGUAUACGAGUACGCCCUCUUUAGAUGUAAAAUCUUAUUAAAAUUUGAUCAAUCGAAAUUUCCCCCACUGUACAUCGUUUGAUAGUAGGAAGGCGUAUGAAUAAUAUUUCCAAUAAUUAAUAUUACACAUACGCUAUGGAAAUAGUAACAGAAAAAUAUUGUUCAAUAAAAAAAAUUUUGCAUUUAUUUAUUUAAUUUAAAACUUGUUGAUAAACUUAAAACUAGUACUAAUUUACUGCUAUACACUCCUAUCUAUGACAAUUUCAACUUAUUAAUAUUUUGAACUGUUUCAC